Molecule: messenger RNA, 276 nt
Organism: Penicillium waksmanii
Lineage: Eukaryota; Fungi; Ascomycota; Eurotiomycetes; Eurotiales; Aspergillaceae
Product: cytochrome b-c1 complex subunit 10
Exons: 5
Coding region: 1-276 (91 amino acids)
Biological process (GO): mitochondrial electron transport, ubiquinol to cytochrome c
Source: RefSeq, a predicted model, not a curated record
AUGGUUUUCGCUCCCACUCUCCGCCGCGCUGCGGCCGCCGCCCCAUCCUCCGCUUUUGCAUCCAACUUCGCCACUCAGCGUACCGUUGCCGGCUUCACCCUGCCCAGUGCCAUCAAGGCUGGUACCGUUGCCGGUAGCUUCGGUGUCUUCGCUGGCGCUGCUGCUCUCUUCUUCCUCGGCGAGGUCCCCCGUGUCCGCCGCGAUAUCCUCCAGCAGUUCCCCUUCCUGGACACCUACUAUGACCGUCCCAUUGCCCCCGAGGACAACCCCUUCUAA